This is a messenger RNA of Porites evermanni, 5295 nucleotides long. The record is from the annotation of a GenBank genome assembly. Lineage: Eukaryota; Metazoa; Cnidaria; Anthozoa; Scleractinia; Poritidae.
AUGCGGCAUGACUUGUUGGCUUACAUUGACGACGGGCAGCGUCGUUCCGUUCAAAUUAUGCGCUGUCCUCGGUGGCUCUUCCUUGCUCUUUGGAAUAUUUCAUUGCCAUGCUUGCUGUUCUCGAAUAUUAAUGCAGGUAUGUCAUACAAGUGAAGAAAAAGAAAAGGUUAAAACUUUAAGAUAGACAGACUUUAUAGGGGCGCACUUGUCUUGUGCAACGUAUAUAUUACGUUAUUUACCAAAAGCGUGAGGAUAUGGGAAGAUAUUGGUCAAUAAGUUGUUUUAUUUUAUUUGGAUUUUAAUUUUUUUUUCUUUUUUUGGAGAGAGACUAAGUCGAAAACAACUAAUCAUGAGGUCAGAAAACAAGAACAAAAACAAAACAAACAAAAACAGAUAAGGAUGAUAAAACAAGGCCACAAUUAUCCAGCCAUCUUAACCAAAUCAAGUUAAGAUAGGAAAGUAAAACAAGCUCAAAUUGCUUCAAAAAUGAUAGAGAACACAAACCACAGAAAAAGUAAGUUUAUUCAUGGUUUAUUUUAAUUAUUUGCCACACGAUGAGCUCAGAUUAGGCGAUGGUGAUAUAUAUAUUUUUGUUUCAUUUUUUUUAGCAGACACAUGCGCUCACAUAUUGAGCUUGGUAUGCCUGUGGUAAAUUACAGGGCAGUUCAGUCAGUCAACCAAACUAAUAAACUUCCGAACGUAAGCUUAAGACCACUUAUCAUAUUAUAUUUUUGUUUAAGGAGACGAGUGUUCUUUCGGCAACAACAACCUCUGCCAUUUAAACGCUUCGUGCAUCACCACAGCGGGUUCAUUUCGCUGCGUGUGCAACUCAGGAUUCAGUGGGAACGGUUUUGACUGUAGCGAUAUAAAUGAAUGUUCCUUUGGUACACAUCUUUGUAGCAGUGCAGCAAACUGCCUCAAUACACCCGGCUCGUACAGGUGCAGUUGUUCAGCGGGUUUUACCGGAAAUGAGAAGUCAUGUCAUGAUGUCGACGAGUGCGCAAGCGAAACUCACAACUGUCAUGAGCAUGCCUCGUGCAGAAACACCGCUGGUUCCUAUGAUUGCAAAUGCAAUCAGGGUUUCUAUGGAAAUGGGCUCAACUGCACAGACAUCGACGAAUGUUCUUCGCAGAAUUACAGCUGUCACUCGAAUGGGAAUUGUGUGAAUUUUCCAGGAUCGUUUAAUUGCACUUGCCAGAAUGGGUUCACAGGAAAUGGUUUUGACUGCAAUGAUAUCGACGAAUGUCUUCUGAAAGAGGAUUAUUGUGGAAAUCAGACAUCUUGUGUUAAUUUGUUUGGCUCUUUCUCUUGCAGCCCAGUCUGUAAGCUGGGUUUUGCCGCUAAUGUAAGUGGAUGCGUGGACGUCAACGAAUGCGAUCUCAACCUACAUAACUGUGAUAAGAAGUCUUCAUGCAUCAACUCGGACGGUUCUUAUCACUGUAAUUGUCUGCCAGGAUACACUGGAGAUGGUUUCAGUUGCUCUGAUAUUAAUGAAUGCACCUCUAACGCUCACCUUUGCAGCAAAAAUCGAACAUGCCGCAACACACCUGGGUCGUACGAAUGUGUUUGCGAUGAAAAACUUGGCAACUGUGUCCCAAUCAAUGACUGCUUUCCGGAGUGUCAUCCAAAUGCCAUUUGCACUAAGGUCAAUGGUUCUUUUAUCUGCCAGUGUAAACCUGGAUUCGCUGGUGAUGGACAACUCUGCACAGGUAGUUCAUACCUCUUGUUUGUAUGCGUGCAUUUGAGGUGUAACUAGGCAACAAUAUCGUCCCAUGUUAGGGAAUUUAGACUCCGGCAUCCUCGAAAAUUUUGGCUUGUCGAAUCCGGAAUCCCCGGCUUUGGAAUCCAUUAUUUAACUGAAGGAAUCUGGAAUCCCGCUAACGAUUAGAAUGUGGAAUUUAAGUGGCACUGACAGAGAAUCUGGAACCCUGUGUGUAACUGGAACCCGGAAUCCACAGAGUUGUUAUAGGCUACUUGCACUAAGAGGUCACGUGGCCAAUGCUUCCUUUAAACCCUGAGUUGGAGUCUUGCUGAUGCCAAAAAUUGACGGAGCAAAUAAAAAUUAUCUUACACCCUAAAUUUGAGAGGAAACGCAUUUAAGGGAGACAUUUUAUGGCAUUUUGAUUUUUCAACAAUGAAAGUAGUAUGAUUUGUAUUGGCCGCAAUGUUGGAGAGCAUACUCUCGACCCAUUUUCAGAGAAUGGUGCGGGUUUGAAAAACCAAAUCAAUAUUAUUUUGUUUAAGAUAUGACCCACUAAUCGCUUUUCUAAGGCAAUAUCAUAUAACUUUUAUUUUCAUAAAAGCGAUGUCACAUGACCUCUUAGUGCGAAGGGCCUAUUGUGAACCAUUGUGUGGGUUCUAUUUAGUCUAAAGGUUGAUUUCUAUUGACGCGUUUUUGGCUACGCACGUUAACGCACGUAAAUUUUAAUCACGUAAAUACAAUGGAAGCAAGAUAAAAAGUGCUGAGCUUAAACGAGAAGUUGAGCGAGAUUCAAAUUUUACGCUUACGAGCGACCUUUCAUGCAUUGCCUCUAUUUUACUUGCGAACGUAAAUUUUACGCACGUACGCCCGUAAAAAUUACGCCACACUGGAAAUCAACCCUAACAGAUAAAACCUAAUGCUCGCCCCGUGUAAGACGGUCUUAGAUUAUCUAACAUGAGGUUUAUCUCUUAAACUAAUUUGUCCAAAGACACAUUUUCCAAAUUUGUCUUAAAACACAUUAAUUUAGGGAAAAUUGUUGAGUCAGACAUUGCCUACAAUCAAGUGUGACGUACGUUACCCAUUGUAUUCUGUGCCUUCCGCAUCAAUCAAUCAAUCUUGACUCGUUACGUCGAGGAGCUAGAAAACUCGUUCAAAAUAGUAACGUGUACAAAUAAAAUCUAUAAUAAUUACAGCUAUGUUAUAAUAUUAUUCAAUUUUAAAAACAACUCAAUAAAUAUUAAAACCUUAGUAAUAAAAACAUAAAAUAUAAAAAAGCUAAAACCUAAUAAAAAGCCAUAUACUAAAAACAUGACUUGAAAACUAUAAUACUAAAAAGCUACAAUCGUGCACUAUAAGACACUUUCUAAAAAGCUGCAAUCGUGCAGUUUACUUUUGAAGUCAUUAGCAUCACUUGAAAGACGCACUUGAGAGGGCAAACUGUUCCAUAACUUAGUUGAUGAAUAAGUGAAAGAAUUCUUCUUAAAUUUAUGAUUAAAGUUAGGUAAUUCCAAAUAUAUAUUUUUUCAAGCCCUUGCCUCUUAGCCCAUACGGUGUAUGCCUAUAUUUAAAAAGGCUUCCAAUAUGACUAAGUCCCGUACCAUUUAAUUUAAGCAUUUAAAAAGAAGUAUUAAUAAUCGUUCUUAUGAUAGACAUCAAUAUAGUUUCGCUCAGAUAGUACUCCAGCUCGGUAUAAUUCAACGGCUCUCUGAUAUUAUUAUAUUAUUAUAAUAAUAAUAAUAAUAAUAAUAAUAACAAUUUGAGGUCUCUUUUAAGUCUACAAUUAUAUACGAAAAUGUCAUUAAUGGGUGUGAAGGAUGAUUAAUUAAGUGCACUCUUAUUUUGAUACGAACAGUGAAAGGAUCGAGUCCAAAUAUGGAAAACCUUUCAGCAAUGUCAGAGCAGCAGCAGCAGCAGCAUCAAGUCAUUAUUGGUUUGACAGCAGGAGCGGUGGCAAUUUUAAUCCUGUUAGGAGUUAUCUUAACUUAUAGGUACGUAUUCAUGUUAUAACUAAACUGGUGCACGUGAGGUUAUUCGCUUCUACUGUUAGAACAGAUAAGCGAAACAAACAAAACAAAACGAAAGUUGCAAGCAAAGUCUUGCCGCGCCAAAGGGGUAGGAAAUCGAGAAUUCGAGGAGGGCAAGAUACCAGAUUCUCUCGGUAGUCAACCAAGACACUAGAUACGCUUUAUCAUAACAUGUUUCGGCAGGAUUUUUCUUUCGCGUCAUCAAAAGUUAAAAUGACUGUCUCUGACUGUCUAAUCCAGAACCUGAGAAAUGAAAAGAGGUAAAUACGCAAAGACCCUCACCAAGAUUCAGGUCAGUGCAAUUUUUCAUACGCGACAAAUUCGGUGAAACGAUUUACCCAAAUGUAUGAUAGAGAUUUGUGAGACGCCAUGUUGGACAUGUUGGUGUCUACUGACUGGGCACCAACAUGGCGACCGGAAACCAAAAGAUGGAAACAGACAACGGAAGGAACUCAUAAACAUUAAUUCUAAUACAAGAACUAUAUAACUAAUAAAGAUAGCAAAGACCUCAGCAAAAUCUCCCAAAAUAUUAGCCACUUUUUUAACCUAAAUGACAGCUUCCUCCAUUAACGUACCUUACCACAAAACGAAGGACCCUUUGGAAGAAAAAAUUUGUAAAAAUAUAAGCUUUUAGUUGCUCAAAUCAAGAGCAAACAAAACCUAAGGGGGAUCCAUAAUUCUUUUAUUUUGCUUGAGUACGUUUUGAUGACUUCACGUAAAAACCAGCAAUAAAAGUUAAAAAAUUUUGUCUAACUUCCAGAUUAAGGAGGCGAAACAGCAGAAAGCCCAUUUUGCGUUACGCCAACUCAUUCAUGGCUCACAUCGAUGAAAUGAUGGAAGAUCAACCUGACCGAGGACUGGAGUGUGUUUCAGUCAAGUCAUCACUUUUCUCCAUCCCUAGCCUUCACCCUUCAAAUCUGAGUCUAACAUGGACGGAAAAUGAAGACUCCCGGUUAUGACCAACGAGAAAUACAGUUGAACCUCCAUCAAGCGAUCACCUAGCUAUUUAGCGGCCAGUUGGCUGUAUUUUAAAAAAAUAUAAAGAAAAAGAAUACAAUCCACGAUAGAAGUUGACAACAGAUGGUGCAUUUGUUUAAGAAUUUAGCGAUGUUCUGCUAACUCCGAUUAUGCUAAUUUAUGACAAAAAUCCGUUAGGCAGCCACUUGCCGUUACCCCUAGGAUGGCCGCUUAAUGGGGGUUUAAAGGAAGGGAAAGCCUCGCCCUUUUGGGCGUCUCACGGGCUAUCAAAAGAACUAAUUAUAAAGGAAUGCGGAGCCCUACAGAGCAUGACCGUAAUAGUUAACUACAGUCAACUCUCCAUAAGACGGACGCCUUUGGGACUUGCACUAUGUGUACGAUCUUAGAGUGAUGUCCGUUUUAUAGAUAGUAACACUUAAAGGAGUUAAGAAAGGCAGGAACCCACUCUUGGUGUCCGGUUUAUCGAAGUGUCCGUCUUAUAGAGGUCUCCGUUGGGAGAGAUAUGACUGUAAAAGUAACAUACAAAUAGCGGUGAUAAAUUGUGAACUUUCGUGUUUUGAUAUAAACUUGACGUUUCAUAUGCUAUUCAAC